AUGUUCAUGAACCAACUGCCAGUCCACACGGCCCAGACAGUUGUUUUGUCCGUGUUAAAGCGGUUGUUUGUCCCCCCGCCGCGUUGGACAGGAACCUUCCAGCUGUGGGGUCACUCCAUCCAGGUGGACUGGGCCGAGCCGGAGAAAGACGUGGACGAGGAGGUCAUGCAGCGCGUCAGAGUCCUUUACGUGCGUAACCUGAUGCUGAGCACCAGCGAGGAAACCCUGCGCCAGGAGUUCUCCCGCUUCAAGCCGGGCUCGGUGGAGCGCGUCAAGAAGCUCACGGACUACGCCUUCAUCCACUACCGCUGCCGCGACGACGCCGUCACCGCGCUGAGCCUCAUGAACGGCGCGCAGAUCGACGGCGCCGCCCUGGAGGUGACGCUCGCCAAACCGGCCGGGGUCAAAGAGGGCAGCGUGGCCGGGAGGCGGUACAACAGCCGGGGUUACCUAGGAAACAACAACAACAACCAGGCCGCCGCUGGAGGGAACGGAGGAGCAGCGGCAGGGAACGGGACCUUUCUCCUGCACAGGAACGAUGGCGGGAUGGUGGGCGGGAUCGGGGACACGUACUCCCCGAUGAGGACGCUGUCCCUGCCGCCACCGCGCCUCGGCAGCCCCUUCUACGGCGGAGCAGAGGACCCAGACCGCUGUGUGUUCCCUCUGUUUCCCGGGACGCCCCUCUCCCCGACCAGCCUGCUGUCUCUGAAGCAGAGUCAGAUCACCUCGGCCGUCAGCCUGCUGGACUUCUACUGCCGCAAGAACUACUGGUCGCCGCCCGAGUACCACCUGUACUCCACGCCGGGCCAGGACGGGAAGCUGCUGCUCCUCUACAAGGUGGUGAUCCCAUCGACACGAAGCACCUACAUCCCAGACAAGCUGUGUGUGCUGCUGGAUGACGCCAAAGAGCUCGCUGCACAGACGACCAUGUGGAACCUAGACUCGUCCUUCCUGAACGCUGCUUCCUGUGAUUCUCCCAGCAGCUCCUCUCCUCCGCUCGCCGUCCCGCCCUCUGCCACCAGUCCCGGGCAGCUGACGUGCGGCGGCAGAGCCUUCGCCUCGUGCCUCCCCCCUCCUCCCCCGCCCUCCCCCUUCACCCACUCGUCUCUGUCCACGCUCACCCCCACCUCCUCCCAAACGCAGCGCCUCUACAUCAGCUCCCAGUCGCCUUUCUACUGACGUGACGGAAAGACGUGACGUGUUGUCGCAGGAGAUCCAGCGGCGAGGGCUCGAAGGCCCACAGGCAGGACUGUCUAUGAACACACAAACGGUUUAAUGUCCACGCAUUUUGUUUCAUCCCUCCCUCCCUCCCUCCGUUAUAAAUAAAUGUAAUCUCAGUCCGAGAUGAAGGAGGGAGGGCGGGAGGGAGGGAGGGUCGCUCCGCCGCUCGGCUCCUUCUCCUCCAUCGCUUCUGAUUCAGAAAAACAAAGACAGGCGCUGUUUACAUUUGACAGUAAAACGGGACAAAUCCAACUGAUACAAACGUCUCUUCUCGACCGUCUGUUAAAUG
Molecule: messenger RNA, 1510 nt
Organism: Sander lucioperca (pikeperch)
Lineage: Eukaryota; Metazoa; Chordata; Actinopteri; Perciformes; Percidae
Product: RNA binding motif protein 46
Exons: 7
Coding region: 1-1179 (392 amino acids)
Cellular component (GO): nucleus
Molecular function (GO): mRNA binding
Source: RefSeq, a predicted model, not a curated record